AUGUACAAGGCAACGCGCAGAAAGCUAAUGAAGAAGAAGGGGCGCGCUCCUACUAUAAAAAAGACGUCGCGUUGUGAGUUAACUGCGAUUGAGCGCGCGUUUAUUGCGGGCGCGUGCAUCGCAGGCAGUCUAUCACACAACAAUUGCGCCAACCUCUUCCCCCCCAGCGUCGCCAGCAAGUCCAUGAUUACUAGAACUGUACAGCGAGUUAACGAGCAGGCAACUGAACUAAACACUACAAUUAUCAACCCUUGCUGCUACGAAUUCGCGUCUACUAGAGGCGCGCCGCAACUGCUUGACGAUGAGCAACGCGCUCGCGUUGUGGAGCUCACUAUUGCGUCGCAGGAGAGCCAGGAGAAGGAGAGCUGGCAGGCCAUCAAGGAUGGAGACUUUGUGAACACUGGCCUGCCAAAUUUCAGUGUAUCGCUUCACGAAAAUAUCAUGUACAAUGCUGGUUACGCGCGCCAGCGACCAGGCUGGAAGCCACCUCUCAACAACGAGCAGAAGCGCGAGCGUUUGGAGUGGGCGCUUGCCCACAACCCUAAUAAAUACGAGUAUGGAGAUAGUAAAGGAUUCGAUUUUACUGAGGUUGUGUUUACUGACAAGACUCCAGCUCGCAUUGGUGAGGAGCGCGGCAUGCAGAGGGUAUGGUGUAGGGAUGGCAAGCAGUACGAUGAAGGAGUCAAAAAGGAUCGCAACCACCGCGCUUGUUGCCUACAAUUCUACAGAGCCUUUCGUUAUAACUAUAAGGGUCCUUGCUAUACCUAUUUUAAAGAGACAGCAGCACAAAAACAGUCAGCAGAGGAGGCGUUAGCGAAGGAGAAUGCGCAGCGCAAGCACAACAACAACACACUCCAGGGCAGCGCGCGCAAGGCACUUGCAGUAAUGCGAGAGAGCGUGUUAAUCACUGUUACAACACUAGAAAGAAGCAAUAUGUACCCUCUCAGCAUGACUAUAAGCGUGGGGGGCGUGAUAAUGGGAGUGUUGAUGGGUACAGGCAUCGCGAGGGUGCACUCAAGAGCAUUACCCCAUGGAUCAAUUCACUCAAAAGGAAGGGAUUACGCUGUGUACUACUACAGGAUGGGGCUCCAGCUCACAAAUCACGAAUAG
This is a messenger RNA of Didymella exigua CBS 183.55, 1110 nucleotides long. RefSeq lists its product as uncharacterized. Lineage: Eukaryota; Fungi; Ascomycota; Dothideomycetes; Pleosporales; Didymellaceae. The record is from RefSeq and is a predicted model, not a curated record. Bases 1 to 1110 code for a protein of 369 amino acids. Gene Ontology annotation, molecular function: nucleic acid binding. The transcript has a single exon.